GGGCGCCAAAGACAAAGUAGUGGACGUGACGAGUGAGAGAUGAAAAGUAAACAUGGCGGACUGAGUGAGAAAUGCUUCUUAUGCGCAGACCGUGUCCGUAAACAUCUCACUAAACUACUAUCUGCUGGGACUGUAUACGUGUGGUAAUAAGACGAAACUCGUUUAUUUUGUCCCUGUUAUAUUGUAACAUCGUUUGUUUAUGUAGUAGUCGAAAAUUUGCGCGUCCGCCUAAAGCGUUAGCUUAAUUAGCAGCGGAGCUAACCAGCUAAACUAAUCCUAGAUAACAGUGUUUUGAAAUCCUAGAUAACAUUAUUUUGACUGUGCGCUUUCAAGGCCCGAGUUGGCGAUUUCUGCUCCUUUUAAAACAUACACAGUUUGAUGUUGGGUAAAUCCGUGUAAACGUGCGCUAUUAGGGGUGGUGCCUGUAGUUUUAAAUCCCUUUGUUAAAGGGAAACGAGGCAAUUCGUCUGGGCACGUAGAUAUUAUUUUUGUAUUAUAUAUUGAGACUAUAAUUACAACAUGGAGUCCCAACGCCUACAUGAGAGAUAUGAAAGAAGCGACAGCGGCAGUGACUCGAGCUGCGGCAGCCCCACGUCGCCCUCCUCCAGUCCCGCUCCUGCGGUCAGCCCGACACCAGCCUCGGGCACAGGGGCCAAUGUGUUCGCAAACGACGGCAGUUUUAUGGAGAUGUUCAAAAAGAAGAUGGAAGAGGAGAAGCGAAAAAAAGAAGCGCAAACAAGUGGAGUCGGGACAAGUACCGAACAGGCGCCAGAGGAAAAGAAGGCAUCGGCUGUGACCACUUUUGUGGGGAAGCGCAGAGGUGGUGUGUUCCUAAAAACCGGCGUGGUUGCAAAGAAGCAGAAAAAGGACUCAGAAACGGAGCCAGGCAAGAGUGAUGCUUGGUCAAAGUACAUGGCUGAGGUGAAAAAGUACAAAGCGCACCAGUGUGGUGAUGACGACAAGACACGACCUCUUGUAAAGUGAACCUCCACUGGAGAAUUGUAUGUCUGGGCCUUCUGUACAAAUCGUACAACUUCACAUUGUUUUUGUAAACUGCUUAGAUCAGAUGUUUUUGUAUAAUUUUGUCCAGUAGAUGAGAUAAACCUGGUUGCUAUCAGGGGGGAAUUUGUCUUGGACUUUAUUUGCCUAUUUCUUUGUGUCAAGGAUAUUGCUCUGUUAUGUUUAAGUGUCUGGGUUAGUUGUGUCAGAUUUAUUUACCACUCAUUUAAAUUAAACCCACACUGCCUUUAUUUUAUACUGAGUUUUCUGUAAUGCAGAACCUUUCUGACCUAUCAGGGAGAUGUCUGUGUUGACACUGAAAUUAGAGUUCCACAUUCUGGGGCUGCCAUUUAAAGCAUCUAAAAAUAUCGUUUUAAAGAUGACUGCCACACAAUUGAGAUACCUACACCAAUGCAUUUUGAAACAAGUAAAACUAUUGAAACCCAGUUUCUUGAUUUACUUAUUUGACUAAUUUGUGGUGCGUUUAGACUAAAAAUGCCUAUUUGCUACAUUAAAUUGGGGCAAAAUAUAUUUGAUGACAAUAUGAAUUUUGGUUUGUAGAUGUUUAAUUGGGCCUAUAUUAGAUUGUUAUUUAUAAAUACAAACAAACUCAAACUAUUAAAAGAUCAGUUUAAU
Messenger RNA from Periophthalmus magnuspinnatus, 1635 nucleotides. It is a transcript of the gene trir, whose product is annotated as telomerase RNA component interacting RNase. The coding region runs from base 520 to 984 and encodes 154 amino acids. Lineage: Eukaryota; Metazoa; Chordata; Actinopteri; Gobiiformes; Gobiidae. The record is from RefSeq and is a predicted model, not a curated record. The transcript has 3 exons. Gene Ontology annotation, molecular function: 3'-5' exonuclease activity; 5'-3' exonuclease activity.